AUGCCAGAUCGUCUGCUGCAGAUACUGGCUCCGCCUACCCGGGAUCAAAGUAACACCGCCAACCCAUCAAGUGCCCCUGAAACAGCUGAGUCUGCUUGGCUGCUAAAGGAGACCCUAAGAGAGGUCGUUAGAGCAAAUCACAGCUUAGCUGACCAGAAUCAUAGCUUAAGAAAGGAGAAUAGCUAUCUCACCUGCAUCGUUGCAGGAGCCACUGCCCUCACUCUAGCAACAAACUUUUACUGGCCUGGCUUAUGGGCAGAGUGCAAACAGAGCUUGGCUAAAGAGCAAAGUAUGAAUGAAGCUUGUCCUACUGAGACUCGAUAUGUUCGAGUCGCACUCCCUCAAGAGCAGGUGGCAGCUCUAAACCUAGGUACUGCUGCCGCUACUGCGUCUGUACAUAGUAUUGAUGGACAGGAUUUCGCUGAGUAUCGCACGGAUGGUCUGACCUUGUAUGUCCCUAAGACCUGCUCAGAUCCAUCUACUGCUACAGCUACUAAUCAAUAG
Kwoniella shivajii is the source of this 504-nucleotide messenger RNA. RefSeq lists its product as uncharacterized. The record is from RefSeq and is a predicted model, not a curated record. The transcript is spliced from 2 exons. Lineage: Eukaryota; Fungi; Basidiomycota; Tremellomycetes; Tremellales; Cryptococcaceae. The coding region runs from base 1 to 504 and encodes 167 amino acids.